Molecule: messenger RNA, 6765 nt
Organism: Brassica rapa (field mustard)
Lineage: Eukaryota; Viridiplantae; Streptophyta; Magnoliopsida; Brassicales; Brassicaceae
Product: ethylene-responsive transcription factor ERF039
Biological process (GO): regulation of DNA-templated transcription
Molecular function (GO): DNA-binding transcription factor activity; DNA binding
Source: RefSeq, a predicted model, not a curated record
UGAUCACUACAUCUCCCUAUAAAAAUAUACCUAUAUAUGUUUUAUAUAUAUAUGUAUUAUCGGCUGAUUCAAUAGAUUUCAAAAAAAUACAUUUAAUACUAUAUAAAAAUUAGAUAUCACAUUAUCUGACUUGGGUUGGGAAUGACUUCUGACUAAUAUCAAAUAUAACCAAAUUGUAUGUUACUAAACUACCAUAUAAAUUGCAUGGAUCAAAUCUUAAUCUAAGCCGACUAAGUACUGUGUUUCUUCACUGAACUUAAAUACAAAUUAGACAAGUUUACACUGUGCCCAAACUUAACCUUACCAAUAAAUUACCACUAUUUGGUUAAAUACACAUACUUGUAUUAUACCUAUACGAUCAUUUACGAAUAGUCUGUUUCUAGUAGCAAGAUAGGCAAUAAUAAAAUUGGCAGAGAAUACCUUGUCCAGAGCAGCUAAAUCGACACCUUUCUUGCUUUAAACUAGUUUUGGUGGCGGACAAAAUUUCCCAUUUAUAUAUUAAAAAGCUUUUGGAUCCGACCUAAAUAAUUAAAUACUUCAUAUUGUUGGAAAAUAUGGAUGGACCAUCAAACUUUCGUUAUGAUAAUUGCAAUGACCAAUAGAAUUGGAAGUCCGCUAUGUAACUAAUACAGCAAUAUAUUGUUUAUGCAAAGUUUGCAGGAUUGGUUCCUUCAAAUUCUCUUUUCAGGAUUGUGCUUUGUUUUCAAUUAGCAUCAUUUCCCCACAGAACAAGCCUUUGUUCAAAAAAAAAUCAUUUCCCCACGGAAAACUUUAGACCUUUAUAUUUAUCACGCAUUUAAUAGCCGAAUUUGUAGGUGAAUAAAUAUACUGCAAAAUAAUGCUAGGGUUGUCUAACUUGUAUUCCUGUUUAACAAACCAUACUGUUGUAUUAAUUAAAAAAUGGCAUUCAUCUUUCAUUUUCUAAUGGUUAGUUGUUAAAGUGUUUAGGAAUUAUGACAUCCGAAUUAAUUUACUCUGUUAUAUUUUCAUCAUCAGCCUAAUUUGAUUUUAUAUAUAUAUAUAUAAGAACAUACAAUUUUAGGGUUAGUACAGAACUGUAUCUGGUAUGCAUGUAUUUAUAGUCUAUGCAUGGGAUACGGUUUAGAAUGUUCCAAAAUAAAUUGUACAUUUCGCAUAUUUUGUGUGUAUGUAAUUUUAAUACGAUCGGUUUCAUCGAUUUGACAAUAUUGUAUUUUCAGAUUAGUAUAUAGAUAUCCAGUCUUAGAUGUUUUCUAAGUGGAAAGACUAAUUCCGAAGAUGAGCAUGCAACCUCUUGGUUUUAGAAUUGUAAUUUUAGUGUUACAUUUUAUUUCGUCGUAUAAAGCGUCAAAUGGACCCCACGAUCAAACUAAUACGUAACUUGCUCCCUCUAAAUUAUGAGUAUACAUUUUCGACAUCAUACUUUUGUACAUGUACAUAACGUGUAUAUAUGUCGUUUUGCGUACGUGCAUCGUCCGGAGCAAUCUUCUACACAAUUUCUUGACUAAAAAUGUCUCAUAAAUUAAACUAAAAAAAUAAAUUAUAUUCGCAAGUGUCCAACUGCAAAAUAUAAUUUGUAGACGGUCUAAACAAACUCUAAGAGCACGUCUAACAAUAAGUACAAGAGAAAUUGUAAAUAUUUUUUUAAAAAAAACAAUAAAAUUAAGAGAGAGUAGACAAAAAAUUUCUAAAUUUAAAAGUUUUUAGAAUCUAUUAGUAACCUCAAAAUACACAUGUCAUCAUAUAAAGAAAAUUAGUGUUUUUAUUAACUUAAAAAAAUAUAUAUAUAAUUGACUAACUAAUACUAUUUUUUUGAAAUUUAUAUGGUUUCUUAUCAUUGGAGUUGUUCUAAAACUGACCGUUGUUAAAAACUGUUGUCCCAUUUAUGGUAAAUUUAUCGUGCUGUCCAAAAAUAUAUAUGGUUGAAAAAACUGAUUUCAAAACACCAUGUGCCACAAACACGAGUUUUAGCUUAGCUCUGAUCCCAAAUCUUCUUUGUGAAAAGGACUAUUUGAAAGGAUUUUCGCCACGUCUCCAUAGCAUAUCAUCGGGGCCAGUUGAGGCCAAUGGCAGGACCGUAGGAGGGUUGAUCUGAUUUUGCGCGACAUUUCUGGUACGUGCAGUCUUUGUCAUCGUCUUGAAGGCCUUUUGACUUUAAUACCUUGCAAUUUUACCGAUUUCCAACACUUUCGUUCCUGAGUUUUCCGUAAGAUCAGUUAACAUAUCUACAACUAUCUACCAAACCAAAAACGUUGAAUGCCAACCUCGUACUUCCAUCUUAUUAAAAAAAUGGAAAGAGAUUUUAACUUCUUUUUUUUGGUCAGCGAGAUUUUAAUUAGUUAGAACUCCUUUCUUUCUUUUUCUCUCUUUUUCUAAUUUUUUUUUAAAAAAAACUCCUCUCUUUUUUUUGUUUCUCUUUGACAUUAUAAAAAUCUUUUAAUUAAUUAUGGUCAUGUUUGUAAAAAUCUUUUAAUUCAGGUCCUAAAUCGCAAUUGUUCAUUUUUCUGUUAUGGGAUUGAUCAGGUGAUCAGAUUGUGUGUGGCAAAUUUUUUUUUUCUUUUUUGACAGCAAGCAUUUACAGAUUCAUGUUGCACUAUGUAAACUAAAUUGGUAAUUCCGCAUCCAUGUGAACAACGAAGGACGUUUGUUUCCUACCACUGCGUGCUAAGCUAUCCGCCCAUUUAUUCUCCGUUCGGGGAACAUAAACGAUGUCUGAGUUUAAAAAAAUUCCUUUCAAAAGCUCAAUAUCUUCUAAGUAGUUUUCAAAUGCUGGCCAUCCCUCUGGUUCUGAAAUCAUCUUCACAAUUUAUACUUCGUUUUAGUAUUGCGCAACCAAUCGUUAGAAAAAUUAACGACAAUUUUUUUUUUGCGGAUUACAGUCGCAGCAACCAAAUGGAUGUGUCUUAUGUUAAAUUUUUGUUAUGAGCUUCUUUCAUUUAUUACAUAUUAUUUUUCAUGUAAACUAAUAUAAUAAGUGAAAACGAAUGAAAUAAGUGAUGCACCAGUCAAAAAUAUAUAUUUUAUUCUAGGUAAUAUUUUAUAGUUUUAACUAAUAAGUUUUAAAAUAAAAUAUUUUUAUUAUUUUGUAACAUCUACUAUUAUUAUAAAUUCUCAUAAACUGCUGAAUUAAUUAAUAUAUUAUGAAAUUCAUAAACAGAAUUAAUAUAAAAAGCUAGCCAGAACAAGUUCUUGCAAAUCAAAUAUCGCGAUUAAUCCAUCUUACACACAACGAUGAAAUAGAUGAGAAAUUUUUUCAAACUAACUUUACACACAAGACAUAAUUUGCUUCCUUGAUCGAUCACAACCCCAAACUUCCCUCCUCUUUGGGUUUACAACAAUAUUUACAAAAUAUAUUUGUUUUGUUUAGUGCUUAAAAUCGGACCGGACCAUAAGAAAACUGCACACAAAUUGUUAAUUCUCUGUAUACAUCUUUUUGGUAGUAUGAAAACUGAGAUCCAGAAGUUGGAAACGCUAUAUAUGAAUCACUGAACUUAUCAGCUGUAGUCUACAACGGAAGAAAGAAAUCGUGCUGUUCAAAAGCUUAUUCUUGAUUGAACGUUUUCUGUUAGUAGGAACAUAAUUAUGAGCAGUCAUGUGUUUCACCAUCAAUAAUAGCCCAAGGUAAAAGAUAUAAAGAUCACCAUUUGAAAAAAAAAAAGUGAAAUAGCAGAGCAUAUCUUGCUUUGCUGCCUCAUUUAGUCCGGUCAGGUAAAGAGUUGAUUAGACUUACAUUUAAUUUUUUUAUAAAAAUAAAUAAGGGCUUACAAGGCUACAACCUCGAAUUACACUUACAUUUAAUUUUUUUCCUAAUAUUUAUUGUACGUGUGAAAAACUGAAACUGUCUCUCCUGCCAUGAAAAAUAACAGAUACAAGAGUUAUAUGCACAUGUUGAAAAUCGUGACUUUGAAAUAGAUUUUUUAAAGAACUUCAAAAAGAACAAUUCUUUGAAACUUUAUUGAAAGAUGGCUAACGUAUGUCACGAUUUUAAACCAUAUUUUUUAGAAGUGUCUAACAUCUCUCUCAUACAUUUCCUAAAAUCCAAACCAGAAUUUUUUUAUUUUUUUUUUUAAAACAAAAUUUCAUGCAUCUUAAAAGAACUCCGCGUGUUUUCAUUUAGAAACCAACUAGUAAAGCCCUUAGUCAAAAAAAAAAAAAAAACUAGUAGUAAAUAUAAAAGUAUAUCUUCUUACAUACACUAUUAAUUUACGGCUCAGUUUAUUGUGGACGUAAACUUCUUAACAUCUAUGUUCAUAAACUAAUGUAUGUUGUUAACUACUUUGAUUAAUUUUGUAGACCGCCUAACAAACCAUUAUUGAUUCUGUUCAAAUUCGAUCAGAAUAAUAUAAUUUAAAUUUACCCGACAUAGUUCAGGUGCGUAUAUUUUUAUUUGGAAGGACUAAUUAGACUACUCAAAUAAACAAGUGUCCAGGUCAAGUCUAAAUAGUGAAUAUUAUAUUAUAAAUAGUUAAAUACAUAAAACAAAGAAAUCUAAUUACAAAAAAAAAAGGAUCUUAACGCAGUCAAGGUCUUUUUUUUAGCUUUAGAUAUUUGAUUUAUAAAUAAUAAAAAUGAAUAAACAUACAAACAGAAAUAAUUGCUUUCGUAUUUGGAUUUAUAAAUUAGAAGAGCAAACCAGUCUCUCCUCGCAACUAUUCCUACUCUCUCACACCCUAAAUACAAAACAAAACUUCUUUGUAAUCUUCCGACCAAAACUUGUCUCUCUAUCUCUCGUGUUACAUUUUCAUUCCUUUAGAUGCAAGAUUCUUCUCUUCCCCGGCCGGAACGUAUUCUCCGGUCACCGGCGCCGGAGAAAACCAUAAACAGUUCAAAAACUAGAGAUGAUCAAAAGGGUGUUUCUAAGCAUCCAAAUUUUCGUGGGGUCAGAAUGAGACAAUGGGGAAAAUGGGUGUCUGAAAUCAGAGAGCCAAAAAAGAAAUCAAGAAUCUGGCUCGGUACUUUCUCCACGCCGGAGAUGGCGGCGCGUGCACACGACGUGGCGGCUUUAGCCAUCAAAGGAGGCUCUGCUCACCUCAAUUUCCCGGAGCUCGCUUGCCAUUUGCCGAGACCGGCAAGUUCCGAUCCGAAAGACAUUCAAGCCGCCGCCACAGCUGCCGCCGUUGAAUGGAAACCACCGGAGUCUCCGUCGAGCACGGCCACGUCAUCUUCAGUCGCGGACGACGCUUUCUCCGACCUCCCUGAUCUUUUGCUAGACGUGAAUGAUCACAAAGUUGAUGGAUUCUGGGACUCUUUCCCGUACGAAGAACCUUUCUUCAUGGAAAAUUAUUAGGACAGCAAAGUCCGGCCGGCGAAUGAUUUUCCCGGUAGUGAUGGGACAUGGGGUCGUUACGUAAGUUUUGUCUUUAUGGGGAUUUUUUUGUUUUUUUUUUCUUUUACGUGGAAGUAAGUUUCCAAAUGUGUGACAUGUAAGUAAAGGUACCGGUUUAAUUUUUUUUUUUUUUUUUUAAAAUCGAACGUGAUUAACAAAAGGUUUUGUUUAUUGCGUUGUUAUUUCCCAAACCCUUGAAUAUUUGGGUGGGUAAUUUAUGUAAAGAAUUGCGCUACGAAUGUCUUUUAUACAAAUAAAUAAACGGUAAAUUCGUAAUUAAAAGAAGCUGAUUUUUGUUUGCUGUUUAACCAUAAUGUUCUUUUCGUAUUCACAUAACCAUGUUACUUUAUUAAUAUUGUGCAAAAACAAAGAAAUUUUUACAUGCUGUGGUUUUUACCCAGUGCCGUGCGACAGUGGUGAAAAAAGAAACAUUCGCUAAUGGCAGCAAAAAAUAAUUAAAGAUCCAAGACAUUCGCUAAUGGCAGCAAAAAAAAAUAAAGAUCCAAGAGCAUCAUCUGUUCACUAUUACCAUUCAUAAUACAACCAUUAGAAUUUGAGUGUAUACAACGAAAUCACUAUAAUAAUUUAGAUUAAAAACAUUAGCCUAUUAACAAAUACAUGGAUUUCCUAAGUAACAAACAAUGUAAACAACUGUUAAAAAACUAAUAUAAUUAGAUAUUAGUGAUUAUAGGUCUGAAUGUAUUUUUGAAAUACUAAAGCUAAAGUUGUCAAAUUUUAUCUUUGUUUGAUUAUGCCAUAAAACAUUGAGUAAUUUACUUUUUUUUUAUCUUAAAAUUAAUUAGAAAAUUUAAUGAUUAAUAUUUGAUUAAUAUUUUUAAUAAAUAUAAAAAUUUUGUUAUAUAAUUACAGUUUUGUUUAUUAGUUUAAUUAUUAUGUUCUUCUCUAUUAAAAUAUCUAUUUUUAUUUUUAUUGUUGAAAUUUUUAUGAUUCGUUUAGGGCAACCAUAGAUGAUCCCACAGUUCUGUUUUUACCCAUGUAAUUUUGAAAAUUUACAUCGAUGAAGAAAUGUUUUCUCUAACUCUGCUUAUAAUAAGUAAGUUACCCAUGUUUUUUACCGAUGUAACUCUGCUACAUAUAGAAAAGUGGUCAAUUAGUAGAAGAGAUAAACUUUAUGGUCUUUCCGGUAGUUUGAUUUUCUCCUAUUUCGUAUAAUCUUAUUGGCCUGUACAAAGUGGAAAAUUAAAGGACCCAUUGGCCCAUCUGUGGUGUAUUUAAUGUGUUUUUAGCUCUAGUAUUAUCAUCACGUUCAUAUUGUAUCGAUUUUUUUUUCUAAUUAAUGUCUCAUACGGUCAUACCACUUUACCAAAUAAAAUAGACAUAUAAUCAACAGUAUAAAUUCUAUAAAUUAAUAUUUUAUAAAUUAAUAAACACUAUAAACUAAAAAAAUAGGUUCAAAAUAUGAUACAAACAUAUGAAAUAAUAAAAAUAUAUAUAUUUUA